This is a messenger RNA of Drosophila biarmipes, 664 nucleotides long. RefSeq lists its product as uncharacterized. The transcript is spliced from 2 exons. Lineage: Eukaryota; Metazoa; Arthropoda; Insecta; Diptera; Drosophilidae. The record is from RefSeq and is a predicted model, not a curated record. Bases 66 to 440 code for a protein of 124 amino acids.
AAGGCUGACACUCUUUAGAACUUUAGGAACUCGGUCUUCAGUCGCACAUUGAAGGUUUCCAGACAAUGUCGAGUGCAAAGCUGAUCGCUCUGUGUGUCUUGGUUGUUCUGACUGGACAAUCGGUUGGCCAAAAUGUGGCCGUAAUGCAGUCGGUUGAGUGGGCCAAUGAACAGUUCAAAACCGCCCAAGUUAUUGCCCGAGAAAAACUGCCAACUAGUGCUGACGCCCAGAGUGAUGCCCAAGAACAAUUGGACACCUUGAAAAUGGCCUUAUCCCAUUGCGAAACCGAGCUAAGGUCCACCCUCAAUGUCAAUACCCACAAGACCUGCGUUAAUGCCGUCUUUGCUGUCUUCUACACCGGUCUGGAUCGUUUGGCCGGCGAGCAUUGGGCCAUUUAUGGAGCUACUUCAGGGGCUUCUCGCAUAGGCCUGUUCUGGUAAUAUAGAAAUACCGAAACAGUGAAAAUCUCCUUUUAACAUGUUUUUAAUAUUUCUGUAAAAGUUUUUACAAGUUAAUUACAAAUUUUUAUGCAAAUUGAACAUAAAUGUUGUAGAGAUAAUUCUUUAAGGUUGUGUGGGUUUUUAUAGAAAAGAUAAGCUUUAAUAAUACGAAUAAUGUUAAAUCAUUGGACUAAUAGUUUUAAUAAAACAUAAAGAAAACUAUA